Molecule: messenger RNA, 8601 nt
Organism: Sturnus vulgaris (Common starling)
Lineage: Eukaryota; Metazoa; Chordata; Aves; Passeriformes; Sturnidae
Source: RefSeq, a predicted model, not a curated record
UAUGGUGCUGACACUUUGGCCAGAAACUGCCUUAUUUCAGUUAGAAAAACAUUGUCAUAUCCCCCCUUUUAAUUCUUUUUCUUCUGGCAGGGUAUGCAGUUAUCGCUUCCCUGGUUUUUACAUGCAUUUUUGCUCUCUAAUACUUUCUUCCACAGCUUGUAGCUGUCCUGUUUUUGUUAACUUUUUGCUCCGGGGCAUGGGGUGGACUGCCUGCCGGGACAGCCCCGGUCGGGCUGCUGACAUCUCUGAGGAGUGCUGCAACUCAUCUGUUGGGUGUGACAGCUUUAAUGCCUUUGCCAUGUGCAUUACAAUAGGGCACAAAACAUACAUGUGCAUGAUCCUGCAGGAGGGGAAUGUGGGCAGUUGGUGGAGGGAAAAAUUCCUUCUAUUCCCAUAUUUAAUAUUGCUCAAGGCUCAGGACUAGAUUAAAAAGGGCGAGUAAGCAGAAUCCCUGCCAGGGAAGCUAAGCUAUUCAGGAUUGUCAAGGAGAGGUCUGGAGGAAUGUUGUGAGGAAUUAAAUCAGGAGCCACAUGGAGCUUUCCCUCUAUGCUUAUUUUGUUUGCCCUCCUAUGAAUUUCUAAGUAUGUGUGGUUCAUAGAAGACCCUCUUGAAUGAAGAAAGCAUCAGUGUAUAAGGAGAAAUCAACACCUUAAACCUGUUGAAUAAAUAUGCAUCUAUCUGAAUGUGUUUGUUGAAGUGUUUUUAUUCCCAAAACAGGAUAGAGAAAAUACUAAUUAAAAUUUCAUUUUGUUGGUAUUGGUAAAGUUGGUUCCCAUUCAUGUUAAGAGGAUGGCAAAAUCAACUUUGAGAAUAUUCUUAUGAAUUUGUUUAUAGCUGUAGUACUUACUGCAUUUCUAUCAUAGUAUGUGCACAUAUAGCUGAUACAUUUCAUUUUUCCACAUGUCAAAUGAGAAUUGUGGAACUUCAGGCUUUAUAUUAUGGGCAUAUCAUUUGCUUGGGAAAGUUGCAAUAAAAAUAAAAUACAACCUUCACUUACGUGCCAAAAAUUAAAUUGUAGCUCAAACAUGAAAUGCCUGAUGUCACUCCUUCUACCUAAAAGCACUCCUUUCAUUUUUUUAGGAGCUUGUGAUGUGAUCAGCUGAAGCGAAAACAUCUACCUCAUGACCUGGCAUGUAAGUGAAGGAGGAACUGGUACUUAUAAAUAAAUAAAUGUGUGUGUUGGUGUUUACAAUGUGUAAAUUGAAUCUAUAUACCUUCAACUUUCAGAUAUCACCUUUUAAAUGAAAGCUUUCUGAAUUUUAAAGGAAUAUAAAGUCUUUUAAAGGGGAGGAAGUAAUAAAAGAAGCUGUUAACAGUAACAUUUCAGCCUGCAGGACUCCUUAAUAAUGUUAGUUAAAAUCUCUCUUAUGUAUCCCAUAAUGCUUGAAAUGUUGGUAGGCAUAGAUGGAAUAAUUUUAUCUUACCUCAAUAUUUACAUGUGCUGCUUCUAAUCCUUUUUCUUCUGUGCUUCUUUUCUGGAUAUAAAUUCUGAUAGUUGUGAUGCAUGCAUACUAUACAUGGUGAUACCCUUCCUAAAAUUAAAUACUCUGCUUGUGCAGAAGAUUUAGAUUCUUGAUAUUCUCAAGAGACUUCAUAGUGAACUUUCUGCAGCUUUGUGACACUUUUAUUUUAUUCCCUUAAGUAAGCAAAAAUAUUUCAGUCCUCUGCAGAGGCAUUUUUAGAUUUUUUUUUUUUUGUCUGCCUGCUCUGCUUUUCUUUUAUGUGGCUUAGAGGAUUAAAGUGCAGUCAAUGCUUUGAGGGGCCAAUGUCAGUGGUGAGCUGAGUGUUCCUAAUUGGUGCCAACACCUGUCCCUCAUUAUGAAGCCUUGUUCAAGCUGUCCGGUGAACCGAGGUAACCGGUCUCCCUUGCAUGUCUCUAAUGUGAUUAUAAAGCCCUCUCCUCAUGCAAGUUUUAUUACUUAUUCAACUUUUGGACUGAUGUGGAAAGUGAAGCUAAGCUGAGCCAUUUGGCUGGCUACCAAAGAUCAUAAGGAGUGGCAAAGAGAAGGGAUUCACUCAUCUCAAUUUCAAGAAUUUUAGUUCAAAGCUUUUGCUUCUGUUUUGACUGUUAACUUUUUUUUUUUUUUAAGGGGGAGGAUUGUUUUUUGGGGUUUUUUUUCUUAUUUUCAGUGUCAAAUGCUCUGAAUUUAGAGACCAAAUCUACAGACUCCAACUGAGCUGUGAACAUCUGAGUGCAGCUGCUAUUGUGCAUAACCCAUUGAUUUUCUGCAAAUAGAGCUUUGGCCUUGACUACUCUUGCACCAUUGCUUUGUCUUCGAGGGGUCAGGGCUUAGCAAUUCUUUUCUACACAAAACCAGCGUCAGCCUCUCCUCCCACCUGAUUCUGUACUGUUAGCAGAGUUACAAUGCAUUGUGCUUUGCCAUUGCAGUUGGAAAAGAUGACCUCAGACAUAUUUCACCGUUAAAAUUAAUGGCUCAGAUGAGAUGGAUCACUAUCAUGUUUGGGCUUUACAGGCAAAAGCUUAAGCAUGGUUACAUUUUUCUAAGUAGUUUAAGUAAGUUUUUAAGCAUUUAGCUUGCAAAAUUCAAGCAUGCAGCACUACAGUGCUGGCUGGAGGUUUUGGGCUAUUUCCUUAUGAGGGAGGAGAGAGAAUAACUUGAGAUGUGUAUCUUGGAAACGUUUGAGAUAAUAAACCUGUAAGAGUCACAGGAGAACACUGUUAGUUAUCCAGAUUUGGAAAACUGUAAGAAGAUAAAAGAGUAGUGGAUUCUUAAAUUUGAGACAUGGAAUUGGAAGUCUGGUUAUUAAAGGGAUUGAAUCUCUGAGGAAUAGAAGAGAACCCAAAUGAAAAUCCCAAGUGGAUAGGGCCCUAAGGUGGACGUAGGCUGUAUUUGUACAACUGUUUGAUUUCUCCUUAAAGAAAAACUAAAAAUCAGCAACUCAAGUACACUGGGAAUGAUGUAAUCUUUUACUCAAUAAUUUUGACCAGAAUAGUUCCAUGAUCAGCAAUCAACAAACUUUAAGGACAACAGUAUGUCAAGCGUCAGAAUCUGCUGGUUGUGCUCAUCAAAAUCUUAUCUGAUAAACAUUCUCAUUUCAAUAUUUAUCACGGCCCUAUAUACAACCAUCUGAUUUGUAGUCCACAGAGGUCAGGUUAGGAAGCGAUGAAUUAAAAAACAGUGAAAUCCAUAGCACAGAGAGGGAUUAAUGGGCUGUGAGUGUGUGUGGUUUCAGAUUAUUUACCUUACUCAAUUAGGCCAGUUGCUGUCGCUGGUAGUGGUCAGCAGUGGACAGCUAGGGAAAGAAAGCAUUGUAAAGUUCUAUUGACUCUGUUUCUUGCAAAAUUUUGAUUUUGGGAUUUCCAGCAGAUUGACAUGACAUUGUGUUUAAUAGGCUUUGUUCUCCAUUUUGCCUAAUUUUCUUCAAUCUGUUUGCUUUUCAACCUCUGCAAUAUGCCAUAGCAUGGAGUUUCUCAAAGUCAUUUUGUACAUAAUGACUUUUUCCCUCCAUUUAAUUACUUUCCCUUGAAGUUUCUUCUGUGACUUUUUUGCUUUCCUUGUCUCCUGUGCCAUGAGAAGCUGUGACUAGUCUCUUCAUUCUGUUGCUUCUCUUUGCCACUUAAAACAGAUCUCCCCUCUUCUGCAUCCUCCUUUCACAGAUAGUCUGUUUAAUCUCUUACCGUAAAGCCAUGGCAAACUUUCCUUAGAGCUGUAGUUGGGGGUUUGCAUUCUUCAAAUACUUCUCCAAUGGUGUUGAGGGAGCUAGAAGAUACUGCCUUGCACUUAGCCUGAAUGAGUGAUCCACUUAUGUUGCUCAUCCGUAAAGCUUUCUCUGUGUAGCUGAGUGGGUGUAGCAAAUGAAACCAGACAGGCUUGUGUCAGUGCUUGUUGCUGCUGCUGCUCUUGGGCCUUCCCAGACAGAUGCCUCUCUUGCAUCAAUGUGCUACAGGUGAUUUGAGAAUGUCCAAAUAUGGUAUUUUAAAAGACAUUCAAUUAAUGUGUGUGUUUUCCUUGUCUUUAGACACUUCCUAGAAGUGUCUCAUAAGUGCUGUGGUGUGACUGUGUAUGUAUUAACUGGAAACCAUAGUCGGUGUUGGGAUAGGCCAACAGCACCCUGACUCACUGGCAGGGAUGUCUGAGCUUCCCUCAUGCCUGAUCUGUGAUCUGCUCCCAGAUCACAGCUUCUUUGUGAACAGCCAGUCACUUUUGGUGUUGCAGAGCUGGGGAGGUGGAUGGCCGGAGUCUGGGGUGGCUUUAUCCUGCCCCAGUCCAAGUGCAGGCUUGAUUGUGCCUUCUCUCCUUUGCAGAGCCCCUGGUAACUGGUACAGCUGCAGUCUGCCCCAUGUCCUGCAGCUGGGCGAGGAUGCGUCAGGAUGAAACGCCACAGGCAUCUAAGCACCAGUGACAGUUCAGACAAUGAGAGUCCUUCCACUUCCUUUUCUUCUUGUUCUAAAUACAGGAGCAAGUCAAAAACACCAGCAAAUGAACAAAAGAAGCCUGCUGAGGUGUUCCGCAAGGAUCUCAUUAGUGCCAUGAAACUCCCAGAUUCUCACCAUGUCAACCCUGAUGAGUAUUACAUCUUUGCAGACACGUGGAAACAAGAAUGGGAGAAAGGGGUUCAGGUUCCAGCCAGUCCAGAAACUAUUCCACAGCCUUCUCUCAGGGUUGUAGCAGAAAAAGUAAAAGAAGUACUGUAUACACGACCCAGGAAAUACAUCCACUGUUCCAGCCAAGAACCCACAGAGCCAGGUUACAUCAAUAUUUUGGAACUAGCAGAAUCUGUGUGUCGUUAUGACUUGGAUGACAUGGACAUCUUUUGGCUCCAGGAGCUAAAUGAAGAACUUACAGAAAUGGGAUGUGGUCUCCUGGAUGAAAACACGAUGGAAAAGACAAUUGAAGUGCUGGAGCGGCAGUGCCAUGAGAACAUGAACCACGCCAUCGAGACUGAAGAAGGAUUGGGGAUCGAGUAUGAUGAGGAUGUCAUCUGUGAUGUGUGCCGGUCCCCGGAUAGUGAAGAUGGGAAUGACAUGGUGUUCUGUGACAAGUGUAACAUUUGUGUCCAUCAGGCUUGCUAUGGAAUCUUAAAAGUACCCGAAGGGAGCUGGCUGUGUCGCACCUGUGUCCUGGGAAUACAUCCUCAAUGCCUCCUCUGUCCCAAAAGAGGAGGUGCCAUGAAAGCUACCAGGACAGGGACCAAGUGGGCACAUGUGAGCUGUGCUCUUUGGAUUCCAGAGGUUAGUAUUGCUUGCCCAGAAAGGAUGGAGCCAAUCACAAAGGUGUCUCACAUUCCACCAAGUCGAUGGGCUCUAGUGUGUAGUUUAUGCAAACUGAAAACUGGUGCUUGCAUUCAGUGCUCCGUGAAAAGCUGCAUCACUGCCUUUCAUGUCACCUGUGCCUUUGAGCAUAGCUUAGAGAUGAAGACUAUCCUGGAUGAUGGGGAUGAGGUCAAGUUCAAGUCAUAUUGUUUAAAGCACAGCAAGAACAAACAGAAUUCGUUGCCUGAUGUUGAGGAGCACCCCAAGAGUGUGUCAGAGCAAACAGAGAGUGAGAAAACGAGCCUGCGAGCCCAAAAACUCCGAGAGCUGGAAGAAGAGUUUUAUUCACUAGUAAAAGUGGAGGAUGUUGCAGCAGAGCUGGGCCUUCCUAAACUUGCUGUAGACUUCAUCUACAAUUACUGGAAAUUAAAGCGAAAAAGUAACUUUAACAAACCAUUGUUUCCUCCCAAGGAGGAUGAAGAAAAUGGCUUGGUGCAGCCAAAAGAAGAUAGCAUUCAUACUCGCAUGAGGAUGUUUAUGCAUCUAAGACAGGACCUAGAGAGGGUAAGAAAUCUCUGCUACAUGGUAAGCAGGAGAGAGAAACUGAAGUUGUCCCACAGUAAAGUACAUGAACAGGUCUUCAACUUGCAAGUCCAACUCAUUAAUCAGGAAAUUGCUGCAGGCCAUACCCUGACAAGUGCACUAGAGAACACACUGUUCUACCCACCUCCCAGGAUUACCCUGAAGUUAAAAAUGCCCAAAUCAGCAUUAGGAGACUGCAAAAAUAACUCGCUGAAGCCUGGCAACCGACCGCUUUCUCCUGACAACAACAGCACUGUUUACAGCAAACGGAGUAUGCCAAUGUCAAAGGAAUCAUUUGAAAUUAAAGCAAAAUCUUAUGCCAGGUAUCAGCACGACAGCAGAAGUAACGGGUUGCUGGCAGGGAUUGGCAAGCCUCGGAGCGAGGCAAAGGAUUCUGGCCCCACGCAGCUGAUGGAGUUUCACCGGGGCCAGCCAUCCGGGAAGCCUUUAGCGCUCCAGGCUGCUUUGCAUGGACAGUCUUCCAUCGGAAAUGGGCGGGUGCAGCAGGACAACUCAAGGCUGGUGUCCAAAUCCAACGGUCUGAUCGGCAGGGCUGGAGAUGUGAGCCAGAGGGACAGCUCCAGCCAGACAUCCUACGAACAAGAGUCUGUGCUCACGGCUCACUUGGCCAGCCAGAGUGGAUUCCGAAAAUCCACCAUAGAACAUUUCAGCCGGUCCUUUAAAGAGGCUACCAACAGUCUGGUGAGGACCACGGAAGAUCUCCGGUGCUGUGAAAAGCCAACAAGGAGACUUGCAACAAAAGAUCGCUUGUGGAGCAAGCAGACGCUUGAAGGUGCUCCAUACCAGGACAACGAUGGGUACUGUCCUGACUUAGAGCUGAGUGACUCUGAAGCAGAAAGUGAUGAAAACAAAGAGCAAGUGAGGUUAAGACGAAGUAGCUCAGAGAGAGAAAGCCCAAGUAAGGACUUUGGAAGAGACUGUCACAAUAGGAACAAAAAGAAUAUGAUAUCUCACAGUUCGGUACAAAGGUGAUUAGAAGCCCCCACGGGGUAAUUCAGCCUUUAUGUAUUCCAGUGUACCAGUGCAAAGCUCAGCAUCAAAAGGUUCCAGAAAAUAGUCUAGGACCUAUUUAGGAAGAGCUGCAGUAGGGGAUGGGGGAGGGGAGAGAAAUCAGAGUAGUUUUGCUCAACUGUGAAUUGGUUUGCAGUCUUUGCAAGGUUAGCUCAGUUAUCCACAAAGUCACGUGGAAAUUGUGUGUCUUAUCAGAGGGUAACAUCUGGGAGAGCACAAAGUGGUUAAUUGUGCAAAAGUUCAGGAAACUGCUUCCCCCUUGCCAGCUUAAGUGCAAGGCACCGUGUUCGUAUGGAAGCAGUCUCGUAGUGGUGGACAGGUUUUAAAGAAGUCCUUGCAUUGCUCUAGUGUGUUGCAAGGGACUGCAAACGGAGACACUGAAACUGCGUUGUUACGGCACCUGCAGUAUGGCUUUGAUCCAGCAGUGCACUUGCGGAUGUGUUAGGAAGUUAAGCAUGUGAAAAGUCCUGCUGGUUUCCCCCGGGAACGUUUGUGCUCAGAUAUCCCAGCACAUGCCGGUGUGCUCUGCUGGAUCAGGCCCAAAGUGACUACUAAGUGAUGAUCCCCUUCUGCAGGAGGCUUUGAGCUGCAGUGGCGUUUGCAGGCUCCCUGCGGAGGGUGGAAGCAGGCGUCGCUGGCGCUGCCAAACUUGCUGACCUCUAGACGUGCCCCCAUUCCCUGCUUUUGCUGAAGGUUGUGUUUCUCUUCACAAUAAUUCGCUUAUUUUGUAAAUAUACAACUUCUAGUACUUCAGUUUUUUUAAUCUCUGUACAUAGAUGCUUGUUGUGGGAUGCACUUGUAAAUAUUUUACCCAGCUAACAAGUACAGAUGGCUAAUUUUGUGGAUAGUGUUUACAAAAGUAGAUGUACUACUUCAAAGAAAAAUGCUAUUUGACACUUACAUUUAGGCAAUCACCGGUGAUGCCAGGUUCCUCUUGAAACUGAGAUUUCAUAUCCAGAGAUGUUUUUACCUGGUAUUUUUAAAGUCAGCUAAAUUAGAAAUUAUUUUAGCUGAAUUUUUUUUCAGGUGCAAAUUUUCAACCCUAGUUGCCUGAACACAGGCAUGGGAGUUUUCUGGCAUCUAGGUCUGUAAAAUUUUAGCCAGUCAUCAUUUAGAGUAUGAUGGUUUAAUUAAAAAUGGGGUUUUUUAAUUGCUGAAAAUCUACUAUUUUAUUACGCUGCUUUUCAACCUCUGGAUUAGUUGCUGUUUCCCAAUCUAACACAUUUUUUGUAAGUCAUUUAAAAUCAGCAGUUGUUACAUGUGAUUAAAUUUCAGCCAGUACUGAUAGAGGAGUUGAGAAGGGAAGGCAAUGAGUCCCUUUCUGUUUGUUUCAGAGACAACUAGGUUUUUGCUUGAAUGCAAGCUAACUUCAUAUUUUACAGAUGGUGUUGUGUUGAUCAACAAAGUGACUGCACUGGUUUUGUCUGAAAUGCUGUACAUUUCAUAAACACACAGCAUCCUCUGUCCCCACAUCACUGGCUGAAACGACCCAUAGGUUGUGUAGGGCAUGUUGUACAGCUCUGUUGAGGGUUCAGUUUUGCCUACAAACAAAAAGGUGUUCCCCACACAGCGUGAAGAUGACUAUGCAGGAUCUGAAUAUGCAGCAGCUUGUUUCACUUCAUAGAUUUAAUUUAUUGCUUUUAGGUUGGGAAAUGGCAAUGACAUUUUCAGAUUUGUUUUAAACUUUGAAAUCUCCCUAGUUGCAAUAGGACAAGCAGGUCAGGUGCUGGAGGACUCUUCAGUAGUGAAAUAAUAAAAAGAAGUAUACUUGG